Sphaerulina musiva SO2202 is the source of this 1377-nucleotide messenger RNA. RefSeq lists its product as uncharacterized. NCBI's taxonomy places the organism in Eukaryota, Fungi, Ascomycota, Dothideomycetes, Mycosphaerellales, Mycosphaerellaceae. The record is from RefSeq and is a predicted model, not a curated record. The transcript is spliced from 2 exons. Bases 454 to 846 code for a protein of 130 amino acids.
CAGGCGAGCGUGGUGAAGGCCGGCACCAAUGAUGCCGACGCCGAGGACGCCGCCGCCGACAACAACGCCGCCGCCGACAACGCCGCUGCCAACAACGCGGCUGCCGCUGCCAACAACGCCGCCGCCGCUGCCAACAACGCCGCCGCCGCUGCCAACAACGCCGCCGCCGCUGCCAACAACGCCGCCGCUGCCAACAACGCCACCGCUGCCAACAAUGCCACCGCCGCCAAUAACGCCGCCACCGACGACAACGACAACGACAACGACAACGACAACGACAACGACAACGACAACGACAACGACAACGACAACGACAACGACAACGACAACGACAACGAGGACGACAACGACAACGACAACGACGACGACGGCGCCAUGACGACAUGACGACGACGACGAGGACUCGCGCUUAGGUACCUUGUACCUACUACCGGAAUUCAAAAAAAUAAAAGAAUGUGCCGACGCGAUAGUACCUACCUAGGUGAGAGUCGAACCCUGGACCAAAAAGUGCAAAAACAAUCCUCGCGGGAGCGACCCGCCAGGAUCGGGAAAGUCGCUCAGAGUAAACUAAAUCAAGGGUGGCGAGUCCUGACUCUUCAUUGGUCGUUUCAUUAUCAUGACAAAGCAGCAUUUGGACUUUUAUAUAUAUGUCAACAAUUCCGUGGCGGGAAAGACCACGCAUACCGCCGCCAGAAUCGCGGUGAUACUGACGGCGACAACUGCAGUAUCUGUGAGACAAAAGGCACGAUAACUGCAUUGGUAAAAAGGCCACUUUCUGUUAUCAUGCUACCUAUUCAGUUGAUUCGAGUCUGCAUCUCCUGCUGGAACAGCGGACUCGACAGGUAAACAGCGCAGGCGAUACAGCCAGCGCACAACCGCACACCCGCAGCACCGCUACCUGACGGCGACGUCCAACUUUGCACCCGUACCGGAGCGACAGGCUCCACUUCUACUCAGGCGGCGGCAGCACACAUCCUCAUCACCAUCACCAGUGACGAGCGUGCGCAAUAGAGACUCCUCCCGAAAGCAGCUCAGCGGCAAUUCAAAGGAGCAUGCGGGAUCAAAGGACAUGCGCGCGAGGAUGCCUCUUCCAUGACCAAAGGCAGGCAGCCUGUGUCCGCGGCGUGCGUGUACAUCAGGGGGCUACUCGGCGCUGCUGGCAACUUGGCAAUACCAACGCUGGCACGACUGCCACCACAGGAGUUUCGCCGAGCCGAGCGACACAGUGUGUUCAUCGCCAGCGACGGCGACCACCGGAAGCAGACGGCGCAGUGCCAAAGCGUGCAUUCGGAUCAAAGACACCAGCAGACCAGCUCUGCGCCGCUCGCAGCUCGCCUGUACUAGAGCCCACCACCACCAUCAUAUGAGACGAAGGAC